AUGAACGCGUAUGAGACGUGUUCGCAGGCUCGUUUUUUAAUCGAACUGAACAUGUUCCUGAUACUUAUUAUUGUACUGGAUGCCCAAUUGAGGUGUCUUGUCAAAUAUUUGUCUGAUACGAUAAAAAUAAAAGUGUAUAAACAAAGCACUUUAAAAACAAACAGAACUAAGUCGAUACAUGAAUUAAGUACAACAAUUGUUAAGGAUUGGUUGACUAUCUAUCGCCAUUUACGGACAAGUUGCAAGAAUAUAAAUAAAUGUUUUGGAACACAGAUAAUGUUUUCGUUCAUGAUGGCUUCAAUAAAUAGUAUAAUAAUAUGCUACCGUCUUAUUACCAUUGUAGUUAAAAAGACCCAAUAUCGUUAUUUAAGUGGUACAAAUAUGUCACUGACGUUAUGUUAUUACGCUGUAGUAAUAUUACCCAUUAUGUACCACGGACAGAAAUUGGCCAACCGAAUGACAUUAUUAAUAACUUCUUUGGCGAGGUUACACAACACUUUGUUAAUAAACUUUAUCGUAGCCAUGAUUUACUAUAUAACCAUAUGUUAUCGUUUCAUCAACGUUUUAGUAAAAAGGGUUGUCUACCCCAAUUUCGGUGCAAUGCAAAUGAUGGCUCUAAUAUUUUAUUACACGGCUACAACGUUUCCAGUUAUGUUCUAUGGACAGAAAUUACCCAAUGAACUGGCCAUACUGAAAAUUUCUUUGGCAAAACUACAUGUUAAUUUACUACAGCAUUAUCCAGAUCUGUCAACACUGAAACACAUUAAGGACUUCCAACGACUAGUGACGGCUCAGCCAUUGGACUUGAAGUUAUUCUUACCCUCCUUACCAGUUGGUAUGAACCUGUUACCCAUGAUAAUCGGAUUAGUAAUUAGCAAUCUUGUUGUCAUUUUACAACUAAACCAUGUCGUGUGA
This is a messenger RNA of Galleria mellonella (greater wax moth), 915 nucleotides long. RefSeq lists its product as uncharacterized. The record is from RefSeq and is a predicted model, not a curated record. Lineage: Eukaryota; Metazoa; Arthropoda; Insecta; Lepidoptera; Pyralidae. The coding region runs from base 1 to 915 and encodes 304 amino acids. The transcript is spliced from 6 exons.